This is a messenger RNA of Vittaforma corneae ATCC 50505, 930 nucleotides long. RefSeq lists its product as uncharacterized. The transcript has a single exon. NCBI's taxonomy places the organism in Eukaryota, Fungi, Microsporidia, Nosematidae. The coding region runs from base 1 to 930 and encodes 309 amino acids. The record is from RefSeq and is a predicted model, not a curated record. Gene Ontology annotation, biological process: DNA-templated transcription initiation. Gene Ontology annotation, cellular component: transcription factor TFIID complex.
AUGAACAGGGCAGGGUUUGAAAAACUCCCAGAAAAUAAAAAACAAAUAGUUGAAAGGGCAUACUUUGCAGCAUACAGCAAGGAAAUAUCACCCAGCGACUUCUUUACAAUCUGCAGACGAGCAUUGAAUGAGGAAGAAUUUCGUUCAUUAUUUGGGGAUGCAGCAAUGACGGAGGAACCAACACCAAAGCAACACACACAAGAAGACAUCAAAACAGAGUACAUAGAAGAUAUAAUGCAGUAUUCAGGAAUAGAUUUAAAGGAAGAGGCAGACAACAUAGUUAAGGAGGCAGAACACAAUGUUCGUUUCGACCAUUAUGACAAUAGAGAAGAUAAAAAUUCCAAAAUUGACAGUCUAUUCAAGCCAAUGGCGUUUCAAGACUUUAUAAUCAGAACAGCAGCACAGAAGCAAAUGAAAAUUACACCAGAGGGCAUUUAUCUGCUAUUUCAAAUAGUGAAAAGAAAGGUUUUAGACCUAGUUGACAAGCUUGACAUGGCUUCUAAAAUCAGGACUGAGGCCAAUCUUAGUGGAUUUAAUUUUAAAAUCGAGAAUGAAGUGUCAAAACAGUUGUGGUAUUUAAAUGAGAUGGAAAGGGCUUUAGAAGAUAAGCUAAUGGUUAAAAAAGAAGAAGACCCAAAGAAAAAAAGGACUGUUCAUGAAAGAGAGGACCUUGUGAUUAAGAAGAAGCAAAGCAGUAGUGUUGCCAUGGCAGCAAUGGGUAUUGAACAAAAAUCCUGGAUGAUGGGUGAUGGAGUGAGAAGCAGUGAGGAUAUUUCUAAAUUUACACCCAUUUAUUCUCCCUUUGAUGAAAAGGGAUUUGAUAGCAAAAUUAAGAAUAGGAUGAUUACUAUGAAAGACUUUAUUUAUGUGCUUGAAAGGGAUAAAAGAUAUAGCAAAUCCAUAUUUCUCAUUAAUUACUAUUUCAAAUGA